UCUGAUCGGUGAUGGAGCUGCUGGAGAUCAGUUCUGUGGCCAGGAGUAGUGAGUUUGCGUAUACUUUCGAAAAUAUAGUGCUCCGUCGUCAGCGAAGGAUUCAGGCGCGACCAGGUGCGAGUUCGUUACUUUCGUUUGUGAAUCGUCGCGUGCCUGAUGAAUCUGUUAAGCCGGAUCCUGAAAGUGAACAGCUGAUUCUGAAGGGCAUCAGUGGGAAGUUUCGAUCCGGCCGAUUGACCGCUAUUCUAGGUCCAUCCGGGUCGGGGAAAUCAUCGUUGCUGAAUGUGCUCAGUGGAUUUCGAAAAGCUGAAGGAACGAUCAAAUUGAACAGCGAUGAACUGUCCGGCUCCAAGCUCCGCAAGGCGGUAUCGUACACCGAACAGGAAGUUUCUCUUUGGCUGAAUCUCACGGUCGAAGAGUCCCUCAAGUAUGCCAUCGAGUUCCAACUGCCGCCAGCGAUCGCCAACAGCUCCAAAAAGAUUCUCAUCCAGGAGCUGAUUGAAACUCUGGGUUUGGAAAGGUGUAGGAACACGUUGGGGAAAAACCUUUCUGGAGGAGAAUAUAAGCGAUUGGCAAUGGCCAUCGACUUGUUGGCUAGUCCUCAGGUUAUGUUGCUGGAUGAACCUACGACGGGGCUGGACGUGGUGGCCACCAAUCAGGUUGUUGUUCAGAUGCGAAAUUUGGCACAGGAGGGGCGAAUCGUGGCGUGCGUUAUUCAUCAACCAAGUUCCGGGAUUCUGAGGAUGUUUGAUGACGUGUUUCUAAUUACCCGGGGCAAUUGUUUGUACAAUGGUCCUCUGGAUCAGCUGAUUCCACGGUUUUCUGAGUUCGGCUUGGAGUGUCCUCUUUCGCAUAGUCCUGCAGAUUUUGCCCUCGAAAUGGCGAGCUCGGAGAGCAAUGAUCGUAUAAAACAGAUGAUCGAGUCUCAACGAACAUUAGCUACAGUCAAAGAUAAUAUCUUUAAUAAGAUCACCGUGAACAAUACCGGAGAUCAUGAGCGACUUUCUACAUGGAGCCAAUUUGCACUUCUUACCAAGAGAAAUUUCCUUUGUACCUGGAGAGACACGACACAAAUAAAAGUAAAAACUGCCAUCAACAUCAUGGUCGGACUUCUAAUUGGCACAGUUUAUUACGAUAUGGGAGGUAAUGCAGCCAAGAUCAUAUCCAAUACGUCAAUUUUCCACAUUAUCUUGCACAACAUUCUGUUCACGACGAUAGGACCUGCUGCGGUUGUUUUUCCGCUGGAAUCCGCCGCCUUCAUCCGAGAGUAUCGGAGCAACUCCUACGGCCUGUUUUCCUACUUUCUGUCCAAAAUUAUCGUCGAGAUACCGCUUCUUCUGACCAAUAUUACGAUACUUGUCUCUGUGAUCUACAUUCUGACUGCACAACCUUUGGAGCUUAGCCGAGCCCUUGGAUUUUGGUCCAUUUCAGUCCUAUUCGGAUGGAUUUCCGAGAUGUGGGGCCUGAUCUUCGGUUGUUUCUUCAAGGUUCAAACGACGGCCUUUGUGGCCGGUAUUUUUUCAGUCCCUGUGAUGCUGUUUUCCGGCUGUUUUCUGACAAUCUCACAGGUUCCAUUGGUUCUGCAAUCACUGACAUAUUUGUCUUUCGAGCGGUAUGCCUUUGAAGGAUAUCUGCACGUGAUCUAUGGAAUGGGUCGGGAAGAUUUGGACUGUCCGGAAAUAUUUUGCUACUUCAAGAAGCUCUCUAAAUAUCUAAAAGCGAUAGAGAUGCCGGUCAUCGGGCUGCAGUACGAUUUUCUUGGAUUGAUUGUGUGGGUUAGCGUAAUGACAGGGCUGUUUUAUUUUAGUCUUAAAAGAAGAGUCAGUAUGAUGAAUAAAUAA
This is a messenger RNA of Uranotaenia lowii, 1841 nucleotides long. Its product is annotated as ATP-binding cassette sub-family G member 1-like. The transcript has 5 exons. Lineage: Eukaryota; Metazoa; Arthropoda; Insecta; Diptera; Culicidae. The coding region runs from base 12 to 1841 and encodes 609 amino acids. Gene Ontology annotation, molecular function: ABC-type transporter activity; ATP binding; ATP hydrolysis activity. The record is from RefSeq and is a predicted model, not a curated record. Gene Ontology annotation, cellular component: plasma membrane.